CUACCGUCUGGCACACGAUCGGAGUGCAAAGUUCACUCGUAGAUAUUUAUCGCGCCUCGCACUCUGAUUCCCUACGGAACUCACUCCAAGACCGCCCUUUCCACCGUCCUUCUCAAUGGCAGAGACAGCGCCCAAGAGACAAGCAUGUCGCGGAUCGUGUCACUGCGGAUUGACUCAGUACAUCAUCUUCCUCACCCUCCCGCAUCCAUUCUCGUCGUCGAACCCACCACGCCCACUCCAACAAGAAGUCUACCGCUGUAACUGCAGCACGUGUCACAAAAUGAACUUCUUUCACGUUCAUCCGGCCCAUGCUCGAGACGAUUUCAUGCUCCUCUCACCACUUGAACCAGAUAAAGAACUGAGUACCUACCAAUGUUACGAGAUGAAACGGAAAUAUUACUUCUGCCCCAAAUGUGGAGUGCGGUGCUUGACCUUUGGUGGUGAGGGCGAAAUCGAUGUCGUGGAUGACGACAAAGGAGGCAAGAGAACGGUUUGGCGGGCGAAGUGGGAUGGAGACAAGGACACAGAACCAUAUGUUGCAGUCAACGGUACUACGAUGGACCCUAGAGAGGACUUCGAUCUACGUAUUCUUACUGAGGAGAAGAGAGUGCAAUAUUUUGAUGGUCGGAGUGAGCCUGAGAAGGAGAAGGAUCCAAGAUGGGACAGACCUCAUUAUUGUGGAAGUUAUUGAUCUCUUGAGAAAGGUAUGAAGUUCGAGGGCCAUGGAUGCCAAUGCGUAGAGGCUAGAGCCCACCAAGAUACGGACGAUCCUUCACUCGGUCGUUACGCUCCAAUUCCAUGAACUUGGUCAAUAAUGUCCCUUUCAACAAUUGGACCAUUAUAACGGCCUCGAAGAUAUCCAAAAUAGCUGGUGAUUCCGAUAAUCAUGGUACCCCCCCACAGAAGACAAGACCAAUUCAUGGUCUGCAGAGUCAGGUCCGUACGGACGGAUGGGAAGAAGCUGAACACCAUAACGAUCGCGAUCCAACAGAGUCCGAAAAUGUUGCAAAAAAUACCAAAUGGUCGCCCCAAGGUCCAUGGCCCAUAAUGGAUGGAGGAUGGGUUGAAGAUCUUUUUGUGCAGUAUCAAAAUCAUUGGCAGGGUAUAACUUGAGAGGUAGCCCGAGACAACGAGCGAGGCAACGGCAUUGAAGCUGCAUCAAGUUCAGCAUUUGAGUGAGACCUUCAGGGAUAGUACUUACGCUGCGCUGGAGCCGAUGUUGAUCAAACCCAACAGCAUGGUGAUGAGGACUGAAAGUCCGACUGUGUACAGGGGCAACUUUGUUCGAGGCUCAACUCGAGACAGAUAACGCGAACCAGGUAACCCAUUGUCCCGGGAGAAAGCCCACAUCUACUACCCGUCAGAACUGAAAGGAGCAACAAAGGAAUCGGAGAUGCUGGUUAGACUCACCAUCCUGGAGGCCGCCGCCAAUACCGCAAUAGUUGCAAAAAUCAUCAGAGACAAGACAAUGGCAGUCAUCGCUGUAGCUCCGCCAUUGGUAUUGACAGCCUGACGGAAGAUUUCAAUGAAGGGAAACCCCGUUGGCGAAGAAAGGGCGUUGUCGAUGUCUCCAAUGCAAAAGAGAAUAGCGAUCAGCAUGGCAAAUCCCAUCACCCCAUUCAGGCCGAUUGAGGCUACGAGGGAAUUCGGUACAACCGUGGAAGCAUUGAUGAUCUCUUCAGACAUGUGUAUAGCUCCAUCUGCUCCCACAAAUGCGAACACAGUUGUUAUCAGGCCCACGAAGAAUGAGGUUCCCUUGUUGUAUCCUCCCGAGUUGAGAUACUUGAUGAAUACGUCGUGUGCAGUCCCAUGUGGUGCAAGGUAUACCAAAGUGAUGAGGACUCCGAAAAAUCCAACAAUAUGCACAAUCAAGACUGCUCCCUCGACUUUGGGCAACUGCUUUGCAAGGUAGGUGUUGAAGAGCAAGGCCAACAAGAUGACUGAAAAAAGCAGCAAAGUUCCAUGCCAUCUUUUGAAGUCAUAAUUCGGGUAGUUGAGCACCAAUAAUCCCUGAAUGAUUGUGCCACCCAGGUAAGCGGCCGAUGCGAGACAAGCUUGCCACGAAAGAACAGACUGCCAACCAGUGACGAAGGAAAGGAAAUUGCGACACGACUUUGGUGCAAAGAGGAAUGUCCAGUGAUACUGGCCACCUGCCGUCGGUGCCCUGUCAGAGUUAGCAACAUCAAUAUGGUAUCGAGAUCAGCACGCACAUCGACACCAUUUCGGCCAGGGAAGCCACAACGGUAAAAUAGCCCAGCCAGCAGAAGAGAUAGCCAUACACGAGUCCGGCGGGACCGCCGUCAGUAAGUCCAUAGACGAAGACCGUCAGCAGUCCCUCCCAUGUUAUCAUAAGCGUGCAAGAAAAUCCAAGCAU
Messenger RNA from Exophiala oligosperma, 2374 nucleotides. RefSeq lists its product as uncharacterized. Bases 116 to 691 code for a protein of 191 amino acids. The record is from RefSeq and is a predicted model, not a curated record. The transcript has a single exon. Lineage: Eukaryota; Fungi; Ascomycota; Eurotiomycetes; Chaetothyriales; Herpotrichiellaceae. Gene Ontology annotation, molecular function: carbon-sulfur lyase activity.